CCCGAAGCGCGCUCUCGGCUUCAAAUCAGUGCCCAGAAAGGUGCCCGGGAAGCGCGCGCCGGUCAGAGAGCAGAGUAGAGAGAGACAGCAAACAGGGAGGACCGCUGUGAGGACGACAACCGAAAUUUAUCGACGAUUCUUACAGUUUUUUGAUGUGUCAGGAUGUGAAGCUCAAACUGUUUGUUUUUAAUGCUGGAUUUGAGCCGCCGGCGGGGCGCCAUGGACGGGAUAAACCGGUGACGGUACCGUUACUACUUUGACAUUCCUCACCGGGAGCCUCGGUGCCUCAGCUUCACUGUGAGUUUAUCUAUGGCGUCUGUUUCAGCCCUUUGAAUUAGCGCUGUAGUUGUCGUUAUCACGGCUCUGGCUAACGGUGACGGCCCGGGAUGUUGCACAUUAGUCGGUGAGAACAGGUGUUGGUGAUCCGCGGUUUCUGGACCAGUUUGAUGGAUUUCCUCCAGCUUCACUGUGAAUAAAUCAGCGAGAUGUAUGCCGCGCGGAAAAGAAGAAAACCGGCCCAGAAAGGAGUCAAACCGCCCCCCAUCGAAGGCGCCAAAUCCAACCCAUCCAAACGCCACCGUGACCGCCUGAACUCGGAGUUGGACCAGCUCGCCAGCCUCUUGCCCUUCCCCGAAGAUGUUAUAUCGAGCCUGGACAAGCUGUCCAUCCUGAGGCUCAGCGUCAGCUACCUGCGCACCAAGAGCUUCUUCUCAGUGGCAUUGAAGAACCGGCUAUCCAGUGGCACGAACAGGAGCAGUGAUCACAACAAUGCCAGCAAGACGACGGGAGCUACGGAGAUCCAGAUACCCGAGGGGGAGCUGCUUCUUCAGGCCCUUAACGGCUUCGUUCUGGUGGUCACGGCUGAGGGGAUCAUCUUCUUCUGCUCUCACACCAUCCAGGAUUACCUCGGCUUCCAUCAGACUGAUGUGAUGCACCAGAGUGUGUUUGAGCUGAUCCACACUGAUGACCAGCAGGAAUUCAAGAGGAACCUGCACUGGGCCCUCAACCCCCCUGUGAGCCUCGAACCCCCAACAGAUCCUCCAGAUGGGAAAUCGGUGUCGACCUCUUCCUGCCUGGUGAGCUACAAUCCCGAACAGCUGCCCCCUGAAAACUCAUCCUUCCUGGAGCGAAGUUUCGUCUGCCGCUUCCGCUGUUUGUUGGACAAUUCCUUCGGCUUCCUGGCGCUGAACAUCCAGGGUCGGCUGAAGUUCCUUCACGGCCAGAGCCGGCAGCAGUGCGAUAGCGACCGAACCACGCCGCCCCAGCUGGCGCUCUUUGCCAUCGCCACGCCCCUCCAGCCUCCAGCCAUCCUGGAAAUCAGGACGCGGAACAUGAUCUUCAGGACCAAACACAAGCUGGACUUCACGCCCAUGGCGUGCGAUGCAAAGGGUAAGAUAGUUCUGGGAUACACCGAGGCUGAGCUGAGAGUGCGAGGUUCAGGAUACCAGUUCAUCCACGCUGCUGACAUGCUGUACUGUGCCGAAAAUCACGUCCGUAUGAUAAAGACGGGUGAGAGCGGCCUCACCGUCUUUAGGCUGCUCACCAAGGACAACAGGUGGAAGUGGGUCCAGGCCAACGCCCGGCUCAUUUACAAGAACGGCAAGCCAGACUACAUCAUCGCCACUCAGAGGCCUUUGGCGGACGAAGAAGGAGGGGAACACCUGAGGAAGAGAUCUUUGCAUCUCCCCUUCACCUUUGCCACCGGUGAGGCUUUGCUCUACCAAACUGGGUAUCCGCUGCACGGCUUCUCCGACCCGCUCCAGGGCAAAGCCAGAGGCAGCAAGUCCAAGAAAAGCAAAGGAGAGAAGGGCUCUUCAGAUGAGCUGGACCCAAAGUCCCUACUGGGGGCGCUGAUGAGUCAGGAUGAGUCCGUAUACGUAUGCCAGCCAGAUACGGAGCCUAAAGUGUCCUACCACAGCACUCUUUUCAGUGAGCAGCAGAGCAGGGCUGAUGGUCUGGGUGCUUUGUUCAGUGGUGACAGCUGGUAUGUCGUCUCUAGCGAGGAGUCGCCAGGGGAACGCAACGGCAAAACCUCCAGUUUUGACCCCCUUCUGACCACAUUGGACUCUCUGUCUCUCGAUGGAGAGGAAACAUGCUCCAACAGCGAACUGUUCAGCGCCCUAGAGAAUCUGGGCCUAAAUGCCGAGGACCUGGAGCGGCUGCUGCUGGACGAGAGGAUGAUGCAUGUGGAACUGGACCCAGAUCACAUCCCAACUCUCAGUGACCUUCUCACCAACAACGAAAUCCUCUCCUACAUUCACGACUCUCUGGAGGGUGCGAGCGAGAGGCAGGAACAGGUGAACACAGGCAGAUUUGGGUCCUCAAACCACCAGUCAAACUCAGAUUCUGCCCAAAGUGUCUCCCAGCAGGUGUGCUUGACUGCUGGACCAGUGACGGGGGGACCUGACAGUCACUGGGUGGUACGGACGGGGAAUCACCACAACCGUCAUCACACCAACCAUAACAAAGCCACGGAGCUGGACAGCAAACAUGCGAACGCUCAACAGUGGCAGCUGCAACAGGAACAGCUCUCUGCCCCCCUCCAGUACCUGCAGGUAAGCAGUGACAGCACUCUGUUGUCUGGCUUCCAGAAUAAUCUGCUCGGACCGACUUUAAACGGGUCCUGCAUCCCAAAUGGACUCUCAGCUUUUCCCCCAAGCGUGGUUGCUGGACACCAACAUUACAGCGUCAGUGGCACAGACGGCGCAGUGUUAAAUGACUCUACGUUACAGGAGGUCUGUCAAAGUUUGGUGAGCACUGUGCAGCCCUACCAGCUGCUGGGACACCAUAAGCAUGAACAGACUGAGGAGCUGGAGCAGUUACUGGUCCUGACACAGCCACCGCACAGUGUACCAUCCUUAGAGACCCACGGUGUGUUUGCUGCCACCCAAGACUCCACUCACAGCAAGAGAGCCAUCAUGAAGCUGGUUUUGCUCCUCCUGCUGGUGACGGAGGCAUCCUGCAGGUCUCACAGCUCUGGGUGUGAGAAGGGCUGUGACUGUCGUGGAGACCUCAAGUUCACCAUAUGCUCAAGGGCUUCCUUCACACGGCUCCCCAGCCGAGUGCCUCCCAACACUGAACGCCUCGACCUGUCUGACAACUGGAUCUCCAUCAUCCCCGAACGCACCUUCAACACCACUCGCAAACUACGGGUACUCCUGCUGCAGAACAACAACAUCAGCGUGGUGGAGGAUGGGGCCUUCUCACAACUGGAGUUCCUCCAGAAGCUGGAUCUGAGCUGGAACCAGAUCACCACUCUCUCUGAGGGAUUCUCCAUUGGCCUAGCCUCACUGCAGGAGCUGCAGCUGUCCCACAACCGACUGACCACCCUGGGCAGCCGGACCUUCCGGCACCUGGACAGCAUCCAGCGAUUAAACCUGACCAACAACAGCAUCCAGACCAUUCAGAUGAGGUCGUUCUCCUCAAUGAGCCUCCUCCGACAGCUCCACCUGCAGGACAACCAGCUGACGUCUCUGAGGAGUGGCACUUUCUCCAUGCUGCGCUCUCUCGAAGUCCUCAACCUGGCCGGAAACCAGAUCAGUGAGGUAGAGACUGGUGUCUUCAAGCCACUUGCCAGCUUGACGUUACUCAACAUUGCCAAGAACCAGCUGACCACCAUCUGCUUCAAGACUUUCCUGAGCAUCCACACCUACAGCACCCACCUCCUGCUGGAGGGGAACCCCUGGAACUGCGACUGUGACCUGCAGAGAGUUUUCCGGAAGCUGCACAGCAUCCAGCGGCUCUUCCUGGAUGACUACUACAACCUGACAUGCAGUUCGCCACCUGACCUCCAGGGCUACCUUCUGAUAAACGUGGAUGAUGAGCUGUGCAUUGCUGAGACGGUCACUGUGCUCAUCAUAACCAUCACCGUCAUCAUCACCCUGCUGGCUGCCAUGCUGAUGGGUGAGAGAAAGAGGAGGAGGAGGAAGAAGAAGGGAUUCCACUGGACGCAGCAGGGAGACUUUUCAGACGAGUCAGACUACUGAAGCAACUUCUGUUUCUGACUUAAAUAUAUCACUCUUUCUUUUCUCGCACUGUAGUCUGAUGGUAUU
This is a messenger RNA of Pundamilia nyererei, 4052 nucleotides long. Its product is annotated as aryl hydrocarbon receptor-like. Gene Ontology annotation, molecular function: protein dimerization activity; nuclear receptor activity; transcription cis-regulatory region binding. Bases 486 to 3986 code for a protein of 1166 amino acids. Lineage: Eukaryota; Metazoa; Chordata; Actinopteri; Cichliformes; Cichlidae. Gene Ontology annotation, cellular component: nucleus; aryl hydrocarbon receptor complex. The record is from RefSeq and is a predicted model, not a curated record. Gene Ontology annotation, biological process: response to xenobiotic stimulus; regulation of transcription by RNA polymerase II; xenobiotic metabolic process. The transcript is spliced from 11 exons.